GACGCAGAUUUAAAUACUCCAUUAUUAAGUUGCAAUUAUUUAGUUGAUGAGGACACAAAAGAUCACUUAGUUGAUUCCACGCGAUGUAUCAGUUACAUCUCUCACUAAUCUAAUCGACGCCCAGCUUCCCCCCACUCUGCUAAACUCAUCCAAAUCUCUUCCAUCACGUUAACUUGGACAUGCUGAAUGAUCCACGGCACAGCAACGCCUCCGCCGACCAGGAAGACGCCGCCUCCGCCCCCAACAGCUCCGAGUUCCGGGACAUCCACCCGUUAGCGACCCCGGGUUCCCACCCCGGCCUCGCCCGCCACCGGGACGCCUGGGAGGGCGGCAGCGUCCGCUCGUUGGCCUCGCUCUCCAUCGGGAGCGUCGACGGCGUCAGCGAGGUCGGAUUCACGACUGUAAGCAGGGAGUUCAACGCCAUGGUCGUCGCGGGCUCCAACUUCCAGCAGCAGAUCAGUGGCGGCGGCGGCGGCGCCGCCGCCGCUCCUGCUGAGCAGCUCAACCGCAUCGGGGAUGACGAGCUGGAGGAGACCAACCCACUCGCCAUCGUCCCUGAUAAUAAUCCUUUCCCCUCCCCCCGCCGCCUUCCCCAAGCAGGCAGCAGAGGCGGCGAGUCUUCCUCCUCCUCCUCCGCCGCCGCCGCCGCCGCCGAUGGGCUCCCGAUCCACGUGGUGAAGAAAGAGGAGGCGGAAUCAAAGAUCGCCGCGUGGCAGAUCGCGGAGGUAGCGAAGAUCAACAACCGAUUCAAGCGCGAGGAGGUGGAGAUCAACGGAUGGGAGACCGAGCAGGUCGAGAGAGCCACGGUUUGUUGGAAGAAACUCGAGAGGAGGUUGGAGGAGCAGCGUGCGAAGGCGAUGGAGAAGAUGCAGAACGACGUGGCAAAGGCGCACCAGAAGGCGGUGGAGAGGCUGGCGUCGGCGGAGGCCAAGAGGGGAACCAAGGUCGCCAAGGUGCUCGAGCUCGCAAAUUUCAUGAGAACCAUUGGCAGAGCUCCAUCUAAACGCCCUUUCUUCUAGUGAUGGAUCAAUUAUUGAAUCACACAUAUGAACGAAUCACUUCGUUAAAUUUCCAAAAUCAAAGAUUUGAACAGAUAACUAUUCUGUUUAUGUAAAUAUAUAUAUAUGAAUAAUGGAGUGAGAAGGGUAAGCAUGAUGAAGUCUGAAUUCUCCUGUGAUA
Messenger RNA from Zingiber officinale, 1179 nucleotides. Its product is annotated as remorin 4.1-like. The record is from RefSeq and is a predicted model, not a curated record. The transcript is spliced from 2 exons. NCBI's taxonomy places the organism in Eukaryota, Viridiplantae, Streptophyta, Magnoliopsida, Zingiberales, Zingiberaceae. Bases 180 to 1019 code for a protein of 279 amino acids.